Sander lucioperca (pikeperch) is the source of this 2398-nucleotide messenger RNA. Its product is annotated as NADPH oxidase organizer 1-like. The transcript has 8 exons. Gene Ontology annotation, biological process: superoxide anion generation. Gene Ontology annotation, molecular function: superoxide-generating NADPH oxidase activator activity; phosphatidylinositol binding; protein binding. Bases 226 to 1770 code for a protein of 514 amino acids. The record is from RefSeq and is a predicted model, not a curated record. Lineage: Eukaryota; Metazoa; Chordata; Actinopteri; Perciformes; Percidae.
CAUCCAGCUACACCUCUCUGACUCAGCCUCUGCAUGAGUGGAUGGGUGCAUCCUUUUUCCAGCCCUCAGGUGUUUUUCACUCUGACUCCGCCUCCGUUAUGUGAAGCCUAUAUCUACAGCAGCAGACUGUGUGAUCUGGCAGAGCAGCAGAAGCAGUUCAGCAGGAGACCGAAGGUCAAUAAAGCAGCUAUUCAUCCUGAGAGCUGAGACACAAACAAGAGCACAAUGGCCGGUGAACAACGCUUUGUAAUCAGUGCCCGCAUUAUAGGAGCCGUCCACAGGGACACACCAAAACUCAGGAUGUUCAUGAUUUCUGUGUUAUGGUCUGAUGAGAUUGAAGUGAUUACCUACAGGUCCUUCCAGGAUUUUAAGGAUUUUCAUCGGCAGCUGAAAAAGAGGUUCCCUCUCAUGAACCCUUUCAGGAGAAACGACAGAGUGAUCCCCAAAUUUAGAGGGGGGUCCAGGAAAAGCAGCCUCCAGCAGAAAGGAUCCAAGCGAUCCGUCCAACGAAUGAAGUUCCUGGAGAGCUACUGCAACAAACUGCUGAAGUGCGAGCCAACUGUGACUCAGAGCUCAGAGGUGGCACAGUUCUUCAUGCCCAAAGACCAUGACCUGCAGCCAGACUUCACCAAGAACAGCAUCAUGAUCCUGCUGUGUGAGGAUCUGCCCGAUGGUGAAGGAGGCGGUGAUGUGACUCGCCAGCAGGCAGGAAACAUCACUCACCCGUUUGUCACCCAGACUUACCGCUGCGUGGCUGCGUACGAGACAAAGGAUACCAAGAACCGUCCGUUUAAAGUCGCUGUGGAUGAGAAACUGGAUGUGCUGAUCAAAGACCCUGCAGGUUGGUGGCUGGUGGAGAACGAGGAUAAGCUUUUGGCUUGGUUCCCUGCUCCCUACCUGGAGUUAUGGGAUGGAGAGGACGAUGAAAACGCUGGAUUCCAGCUUGCAGGUGCCCUGUACUGUGCUGUGAGGAGUUACUCGACUAAGAAGGAUGACGAGGUGUCUGUGCCCAUUGGCUCUGUGGUGGAGGUGCUGAGGAAGUCUGACAACGGCUGGUGGCUCAUCAGAUUCAACGGCAAGGCAGGUUACAUCCCCUCCAUGAACCUGCAGCCUUACAACAACCCACGGGCAGGCCUCUACAGCCUGCAGAGAAAGCUGCACAGCUCCACUCUGAACCUGGCAACCAGCAGGGAGCCUCAGGCUUCUCGUGCACCCAGCGUCAGUGAGGAAAUCAGCCCACGGCGGGGUUCUGCAGGUCAGUCCAGAGGAGAGCCUAGUGUGCUCUGGCGUCUCCACAAGGCCCGAUCCCUGGACGUCCUCUCUGAGACCCGCUCGCAAACACAAAUGGAGAGGGACGUCUCGACCUCAGAUCGCCGUGCACGCAGCACGAGCAGCACAAGCAACACAAGCACCGAGACCAGCUUCUCCAGCUUCUCCUCCAGCAGCGACUCAUCCUCAAGUUUAAAAAAGGAAGCGCAGCGUGAGAGCUGCACAGGCAGUCCUGCAGCCUCACCCCAGCCUGGUGUCAGCGACAGUGGGAGCAGCUUCCCUGAUCUCAGCCUCUCGGACCGCCGCAGCUCCAACACUAGCUCUGAGAGCUCUGGAUCUGUCAGCCCCAAAGGCAGUGAGACGGCCUCAAACGCUCCCAGGGUGCCACCCAGACCCAAAACUGAGGAGAUCCUGACCCGCUGCACCACCAUGACCCGCAAGGCAGCCCUGGCAACCAAGACCCGGCUUCAGAUUCAGCCGGAGUCCAUCCACAGCCGCUAGGGAAUCACAAGCCUCUGAUUUAUAAUGUAUUCAUGUAACAUACUUAAUCUGUUCGACCCCACAGGGUCUGUCAGUCAAAUGGGUGACAAGAUAAAUGUAUGCUGAAUACUGUGAGAUGAUGUUUAAAUAUGUCCUAUUUGAUCAAAUGGAGCAUGGCACCUUAGGGUUGAAUAUUUCACUGUGUAAGAAAAAUAAUAAUAUUAAUAAUAAUGUAGCUUCAGUGAAGCGUUAGAAGGAACAGGUACAAGAAGAUGUAUGUGACAUUGUCAUGAAAAAUUAUUUUCUCUUACUUUGAAGCCACUUAAAGGUAAAUUUAUGUGGGUUGUUGGAGUUGAAGUAGGCUAAACAACAGCUAAGAACACCUCGAUGAAUAGACUGAAUGCCAGUAUGAAGGCUUUUUGAUCAACUUCCAAGUUAGGACAUUGAAAUCUGUGUAUGGAAAGAAUUAUCCUGUCAGAACAUGUUCUUAAUCAAUGAUUACCUUACAUUUCUUUUUUGUUGCUUUAUUGUAUGAAUAUGUAUUUUGCGUAUAUUGUCCACGGUAUGUGCUGCAUUAUAACCUGUUCACAAUGCAGCUUCAUUAUGUAACUUUAACAUAAACAUGUCAAUAAAAUCUCAUUUACACGAC